Messenger RNA from Carassius auratus (goldfish), 2395 nucleotides. Its product is annotated as serine/threonine-protein kinase par-1-like. The coding region runs from base 1 to 1602 and encodes 533 amino acids. Lineage: Eukaryota; Metazoa; Chordata; Actinopteri; Cypriniformes; Cyprinidae. The record is from RefSeq and is a predicted model, not a curated record. Gene Ontology annotation, biological process: protein phosphorylation; lipoprotein metabolic process; lipid transport. Gene Ontology annotation, cellular component: extracellular region. Gene Ontology annotation, molecular function: lipid binding; ATP binding; protein tyrosine kinase activity. The transcript has 7 exons.
AUGCAUGACUACCACAAACUUUCUGGAGACAGUGAUGACAGCGAUUACUCAAAUGAGAGCAUUGAACAGCCUCCUUCAUUCAGUGAUGAAGAAUCUGAACUCUUUUAUGUUGUGAUGGAGUAUUGUGCAGGAGGAGAUCUUACAAAGAAAAUAAAAACACAAAAAGAGAAAGGGUUUUUUGAAGAACAACAGAUUCUAGACUGGUUUGUUCAGAUUUGUCUUGCCCUGCAGUAUAUUCAUAAAAACAAUGUGCUUCACAGAGACAUAAGACCAGAGAAUGCUUUUCUGACUGAAGAUGGCUACAUCAAUCUAGGAGAUUUUGGAUGCUCAGAAACGCUGGAAAGAGCGGAUGCAUAUGCAGCAUCAGUUGUUGGUGCAAAGAACUAUUUCAGUCCAGAAGUUUGUCAGGGGAAACAUUAUAAUUCCAAAAGUGACAUUUGGUCAUUGGGAUGGUUACUCCAUGAUCUCUGCAUGCUGGAUGUGUGGUCAAACAACAUAAAGCAAUUAUGUGCAUAUGCUAACAGCCUGGAAGGAAACCUGCCUCAAAUCGCGGAGAGAUACUCAUGGGAGCUUCAGGAAUUAAUCAGACAAAUGCUCAGCAUUGACCCUAAAGAGAGACCAUCAGCGGAUGAGAUUCUAGCAAAACCAUUCCUUGAAGAUGCAGUAAAGAGAAACAAGAGAAUUCCAGAAGCACUUGAACAAAGAUUUACUGAGUCCACCAGUGCCUUUGAUGAGGCCUACAACAAGCAUUAUAACAAAUUUGAGAUCCUAGUUAGUGAGUGGGGAAAAACCUCAGAUUUACUAGAGACAGCACAUUAUAGGGCCACAGCAGCAAGUCUGUCAGGUUCUGUGUUUGGAGCAGCUAGAGGAAUAACUGUAUUAGCUGGUGUAAUAUUAGCACCUUUCACUUUCGGAGCAUCUCUGAUUGUUUCAGCUGUAGGUGCUGGAGUCAGUGCUGCAGGUGGUGUAAUCGGUGCUGGCGCCAACAUUGCAGAUGCAGUAGAACAAAAAAAAUACCAUGAGAUCCUUAAACAAUUGGAAUCUUCCAUUGAAAAUGGAAGAGAACUGAUUCGCUGUUCACUUGAACUGAGAAGGUUAAUAGAAAAAAUGUUUAAGUUCCGUGAUUUUGCCAGUACCUCAACUUUUGAUAAUGUGAGAUUGUCAUGGGAGAUAGGAAAAGGUACAACAGUGUUUGUCACAGGAUUAAUGAGUCUUGGUGUGUUGGGAAAUUUUAUCAGAAUUGCUGUUCAGUCUGCCAAAAUGGGACGAGCAGCAGCAUCAGGUGUGUUGGCUGGACUCUUAGUUAUUGUUGAUGCUGUCUUCAUAGCGAAAGAUUCCAAAGAGAUUCACCAGAUGAGAAAUCAGUGGAAAACAGAUGAUCCAGAAAAGGUCUCAUCCAGUGUACUCAAGGCUACUGCAGAGAUAAGGAAAACACACAAAGAUCUCUUCAAUGUUUUAGAGGAAAUAAAAAAAAACACGUGCAACUUUGGAAGAAAUGAGAGCGAGAGAGAAAAGUGUUCAGGGGUGACCGAGACCAGAUAUAAAUAUACCAUCAGUCAGACUUGCAAAAUACCCUGCAGAUUUGUCUUUGAGUUUAGUUGACAGGUGAUAAAGAAUAAGGUUUUUUCAGAAAACUAUUUCAAUGUGUAAAACGUACUGAGACAAACAAUUGGUGUGUAUGAGGCCUGUAUAUUAUGUAUGUGUGUAUGAUCUCUUCUGUAUUAUAUACUGCUAUUUUUUUUUUUUUUUUUACUAAUAACAUAGUGCUGUUGAUAAUAGCUUCAGGGUUUUGUUCUCGAUUAAUUACUAUUAUAAGAUUAAUUUCUUUGAAUUUUUUUUUUUGUGUGUAUGUUUUUUGGGGUGAAUAUUUGAUCUGACUUAAACCAGAAUCUGAAAAAUUCCAAAGAAUAUUUUCUCAUAAAAAUAUUUUUUGAAGGAUCUAAGGAUUAUUCGUAACCAACUGUGUGUUACUCCAAGACAGCAACCAUACAUUUGUGUUGUGUUUUACUUUUUUAUUUUCAUUUAUACUUCAUGUAUUAUCAUUUAAACAUGUUAUUAUUCCAUUUACUUAUGACCUAUAAUAAUCUUUGGAAACCUUUUAUGUAUAUAAUAAUUUAAUUCCUUAUAUAAUUUACACACUUAUGUGAUGCUAUUAUUUUUCUAUUUUUUUUCCCCUUGUUGUUUAGUCUUAUGAUUGUGUGGUUUUUAAGGGAUAUUUACCUUCGUAAGAGAUCAGACAAUGUCUCCAUUUCAAGGUUUUUAAUGUCACAGGAUAAUGUUGUGAAGCAGUCAUUUUCCAUUGCUAUGGCUUGUGGUAUAAUAAUUUGGUGAUUUUGUGUUCAUCAGAUGAAUUCUAAGCAUUGGAAUGUUUGAAAUUAUUCAAUAAACUCUUCUC